This is a messenger RNA of Solea senegalensis (Senegalese sole), 3619 nucleotides long. RefSeq lists its product as uncharacterized. Lineage: Eukaryota; Metazoa; Chordata; Actinopteri; Pleuronectiformes; Soleidae. The record is from RefSeq and is a predicted model, not a curated record. The transcript is spliced from 9 exons. The coding region runs from base 1117 to 3306 and encodes 729 amino acids.
CUCUCAAGCUCUCAAGUCUCACGCAUUUGGGCGUGAGACACACGCAUUUCAACCAGUUCGCACACUCAUACCUUGUAUUUCUCACGCAGAGAAAAUUACUAGGACAACGCCCACCAAGCUGCACCGCUAUUUUUUAACUGUGUUUGAGGAUUUUUCGGAGGGCUGUGGUGCCGGAAGUGACGUACUGAGGGCCGUAGUACGAUAAGAAUUGACGACAUGUCUGGCAAUGGGAAUCUGGCACCGGCAACUAUCAAGUUCAGAGUUCAGAAGAAGCUUGCCACGCACCAGCCAAUCAAAAAAUAGCAUUUUUGUAUCCGGGUAAAAUUUACGUGAUCCCUACAACUUUCCAAAGAAGACGAUGCAGUAGCCUACAGUACAGUAAGUCAUCACAUCAUUUGAUUUGGUAUUUCCUGAACGAAAUUACUACUUUGAUCACAAAAAUAACGACAGCUGAUUUUGUGGGGAAUAUUGUGUCCAGGUAAUAAUGUUUGAGUAAGCUCACAUUGACCACUUAAGUAGCUUCACUACUUUACUACUGUUACUUUACUACUAUUUGAUGUAGAAAACAGCAGCGUUACGACCACGUUACUGAGGAAUGUAGUGAAACUAGUAAUGCUGCACUACUUACGCCACUACUGCCCAACACUGCGCUUAGCACUACGGUGCAGGUGCUUGCUUUGUUUACUCCUGAGCAGGGCUCAAUUUAGCGGAAACUCCACCUUGUGGCCAAAAUGAGGAACCACACCUCUCUGUGCUCCUCAUCACAGAAACUGGAGCACGGCUACUAUUGUGUGAGCUACACUGCUAUACCGAACAAUUAGUGGACAUUAUCACCCUUAACAUUUAAAACGAAAUAACUUGAAAAAUAUACAGGAAGGGGAGUGGCUUAUCCUUUUAUCAUUUAUUGUCCUUACACUAUUGUAAUCAUAUUCCCAUCAUCUGUUUUUGUUGUUUCUUUUCUUUUUGAAUGAACCUUUUGUAGUGCUGUUGCAAUACAGUUUUAUCGUUGCAUAGUCCAUUUUAGUCAGGAGGCUACUUUUAGUUGUAAUAUUUAAUUUUUAGAUUUGAUAUCCUGGCCAUGCAUACAUUUAAUCAUUGCAUUUAAUUGUUUCAAAGAUGUCAGGGAAGAAGAAGAAGAAGCAAAAGAGCACUAUUUCAUGCUUCCCUCUCAAGGGUCAGCCUCCUAAAAAGGUUGCCAGGUCAGAGGAGGAGACUGUGGAGGAGGCAGUGGAGGAGAUAGUGGUGGAGUUAGAAGAAGACUCACGGGAAACAGGAAGAAAGAGAGGAUUGUCUGGAGCGGCCACUUACAGGUGUUCUUUUAAGAAUGAAUGGUCAAUCAAAUGGCCAUUCAUUACAUUAGGUACCACCAGCUCCUACUACUGGUGCUCUGUCUGCAGACAAGAGAACUCCUGUGUCCAUCAAGGCGUGAGGGACGUAAGCAGGCACAUCGAAAGUAAGCGACAUCGGGCCAAAGAACAGGCUCUUAACUCGGCCGGCAGUGUUGCACAAUUUUUUACUCCACCAGCUUCUGAGGUGAAGGUGGCCGUUGCAAUGGUGCAGCACAAUGUGCCAUUUGCAGUUGCGGACCAUAUCAGUCUGUUGUACAAGGAAUGUUUUAAAGACUCCCCCACGGCUCCGAACGUCAAGAGUGCCAGCACCAAGACAGCGUGCAUCAUCAACAAAGCAGUGGCACCACGUAUUAGAAAUGGGUUGGUGACAAAGAUGAGGAAGAAUCCCUUCACACUUGUCACAGAUGGCUCAAAUGAUACAGGACUUGAGAAGAUGAAUCCCAUCACUGUAAGGAUAUUUGACACCACCAAAGUUGUCCACAGAUUUCUGGAUAUGUGUACCACCAGUGGACGAAGCUCUGGCACAGCUGAAGUUAUAUAUAAAAAAAUCAACGACGUCUUGCGGGAAAAUAACAUACCUUGGAGAAAUUGUGUUGGUCUGUCAAUUGACAAUGCACCUGUAAAUACAGGUGCCAAAAAUUCCAUUUCAGGCAGAAUGCUGAAGGAAAAUAACAGCAUUUACUUACAUGGAUGCCCCUGCCAUAUCAUUCACAACACUGCCAGACAGGCUGGACAGCGGUUUUUGGAAAUAUCUGGAUUUGAUCCAGAAGAUCUGGCUGUGGAUGUUGGAUACUGGUUUAAGGGAAGCACCAACAGUAAAGGCUACCUGGCAGAAUUUUGUGACUUCCAUGGAAGCGAAUACAUGGAAACGCUGCCGCACAUUUCAGAGCGAUGGUUAAGCCUGGAAACCUGUGUUACACGCAUUCUGCAGCAGUAUGGGCCACUCACCAGCUAUUUCAAGUCUUUCGAUGACAAACAACCAAGGUUUAGAAGGCUGGUGGAUGCAUUUUCCAACCCUUUGACUGAAAUCUACCUCCUCUUCUUCCAAGCCACACUGCCAGUGUUCUCGCCACUGAACCUCCUCUUCCAGAGAGAAAAAUCCUCCAUAUUCCAGCUCCAUGGAGAGAUGACAACGUUCAUCUUGGAGUUGUGUGCGAGGUUCAUGAAGCCAGCAGCACUACUACAGAGCCGACAAGUCCAUGACAUCCACUACAAGGACCCACUGAACCAACUGCCGGGAGAAAAGCUGGAUGUUGGCUUUACCACCAGAGCUACCCUCAACAGGCUCCUUGAGGCUGGAGACCUCACACCUCAGGAGGUUCAACAAUUCCAGCAGGCAUCACUGGCAUUCCUGGUCAGGGCUGUGGAGUACGCGAUCAACAAACUCCCCCUGAAGGAGGCCCUUCUUCAGCAUGCAAAAUUUGUUGAUGUGCAGCAGAGGGCUGAAUGUGGCGUGGAAGAUGCCCUAUACUUUGUAGACAGAUUUCAUGAACUACUUCCGUUCCAUGGGCCGCGGGAACACAAUAAGGUGAGCGAGGAGUUCCUUGAGUAUCAACUCAUGGAUAUCCCCAUGCCCCAAGAUCCGUCCACCUUUGAUGUGGAGGAGUUUUGGGGGAGAAUGUCCUCAACCAAAAACAAGGUCACUGGUCUGAGCCAGUUUGCCAGGCUAUCCAAGAUUGCAGAACUAGUUUUGGUGCUCCCUCACUCCAGCGCCGAUGCAGAGAGGGUUUUCUCCAUGGUCGGGUUAAACGAGACCAAGACCAGAGACAGCUUGGCCCUUGACGGCACUCUCUCUUCAAUCAUCGCAGUUAAAAUGGCAGGCCCGGAACCACAUUGCUUCAAGUGGGAGCCCCCUACCCCCAUCCUGAAGGCCUCAAAAUCUGCCACCAACGCCUACAACACACACCACCGACACCCCUCACCUACCCCUGCCCUUCCCGACGAAAUCUCACUCUGAACUGACUUCAAAACUUGAGAUCCCUGACAUGUAACAGCCACAUGGUGGCGGUGUUUGCCACAGUAAAGGCAGCAUUUGACAUGGUACAUGAGUUCAGACUGGUGACACAUUUGGUCCAAAUCUAAAUUCUAUUUUAUCCUUUAUGACAAGACAAUACAAGUCAAAUGGAAUAUGAUCUUUUUCAGCCCUGGCAGCUGGCAACCUUCCAGUCGCAAGCCAAGUUCCUUUUCUACGUCGUGCAUAACAUGAAUAGAUAGUGUAAAUGUUAGAAUGUAAGAAUCACCUGUCAUUCUGAAAUAAAUGUCCAUCCAUC